Molecule: messenger RNA, 3675 nt
Organism: Corticium candelabrum
Lineage: Eukaryota; Metazoa; Porifera; Homoscleromorpha; Homosclerophorida; Plakinidae
Product: bromodomain-containing protein 3-like
Exons: 24
Coding region: 71-3331 (1086 amino acids)
Biological process (GO): regulation of DNA-templated transcription; chromatin remodeling
Cellular component (GO): chromatin; nucleus
Source: RefSeq, a predicted model, not a curated record
GACAGCUAACGCACGUUAGCGUCCACCCAUCAUGGCAGAUUUGAGGUGGUAACGCAUACGAGAGGGCGCGAUGGAAUCCAGCAGUUACUUCGGUUCUCUCGCCCAUCACGAGUCGUCGAACUCCUCUCUCGACGCGUCUCCACCUGCUCUAAGUAUUGCCGAACCCACACACUCGGACACGCAACACGAUUCAUCAAGCAAUUUCCCCCGUUCGAGUCCUUCUCAGAUGUCCUUGGCUCCUGUUGUGAGCAAGGGCGCUAGCACUGCCAACCUUCCCGUCGCCGUGCCGUCACAUCAAAACCAGUUUCCGUCCAAUCCCGUCUCUAUGGCGCAGAGUACGCCGACGUACGGCGCUGCUUCGUCCAUGUUGCCACCGGUUCAUAUGAAGAGACAGAGGCGUAUGCCGUCGAGCAAGUAUGAAGAGGACGAGCAUCCGCCACCGCCGCCGGCGCGCGUUGCGAAUCAGGGUCGCGUCACCAACCAGUUGCAGUAUCUACAGAAAGUGGUACUGAAGGCAUUGACGAAGCAUCCGCACUCGUGGCCGUUCGCUGAGCCUGUAGACGCUACAAAGCUGAACCUACCAGAUUAUCACACUAUUGUAAAACACGUUAUGGACUUAGGAACAAUCAAGAAGAAGUUCGAGAAGAAAGAGUAUUACUCGGCCAAGGAGUGUGUUGCAGACUUUCGGCUGAUAUUUAGUAAUUGCUUUUUGUACAAUAGACCGAAAGAUGAUGUCGUUCUCAUGUGUCAGACAUUGGAGAAACUGUUUGAAAGCAAGUUAAAAGGCAUGCCACCCGAAGAACAUGAAAUUGUUCCAGCGUCGAAAUCUAAGGCUGCCCCUCAGGUUGUCAGUCAUUUUUCUGCGAUGGGAGCUCCAGCACCGAGGAUGGUACCUCAUGGGGUUACAUUGCCGUCUGGCCCGACAAAACCAGUUGGAUUGUCGACAUUGCACCAUGGAAUGCCGCAACUUCAAGUGGCAGCAGUGCAGCCUCAAGUCCACACACCUGCAGCUACUCCCAAGCCAAAGAAAGUGGCUCAGAAGAGACGUUCAGAGACAACGACUCUAACCGGCUAUGGUGAGUUUGAACCGCCUUCAAAGAUUAUGGGAAAUUUCUCUGUGGAAAGGCCAUCGAGACCAGUGAAGAGACCAAACAGGAUGUUGCCCGGAGAGCAGGCAGAAAGUCGUAGAAGAGGCAAGCACUCGGAACAACUAAAAUAUUGCACAGAAAUAAUCAAAGACAUGUUUUCUAAGAAACACUAUACGUAUGCAUGGCCAUUUUAUAAACCCGUUGAUCCAUUAGCAUUGAAAUUACCAGAUUAUUUUGACAUUAUCAAACAUCCAAUGGAUAUGAGUACAGUUCAGAAAAAGUUGGAGCGUCGCGAGUAUCGAAGUCCGGCCGAGUUUGCGGCUGACAUUCGACUGAUGUUUACCAACUGUUAUCGUUAUAAUCCUCCUGAGAGUGAUGUCGUGAAAAUGGCAAAGAAAUUACAGGAUGUGUUUGAGAUUCGUUGGGCGAAGAUGCCUGAGGAACCUGCUGGCUCUGGAAGGCAAGUAGAGAUGAUGACAGACAGCUCGAAUGGUUCCGAGAGUGAGUACAUUGGUUCAGCUGGUUCAGAUGCAGACACCGAUGAUAGUGAAACUCAGAGAACAAGUCAACUGAGGAUACUUCGUGAGAAGUUGACAAGUGUUGAGCAGGAGCUCAGCUACUUAUGUCAGAGACACAAGAAGAAGAAACGAGACAAGCGAAUUCCUAUAUCAGACGGAAAGGCUGCUACCCAUGAGGCGCCGAUCUCACAAGUCGCUCCUCCUCCACCAGCUUCUACCAUGCAGCCUGCACCUGCACCGGCUGCAACAGAGAAAAAGAAAGUAGUAGUUCCCGUCAAUACACCCACCCCUGUUGGGGGAGUGCAGAUUGCAGGAACACUGAAGCCAUCUGUAAAGAGACAAACCAGCAAGGUUGCCAUACAGAGACCUCGUCUUGAUAGCAGUGAUGAUGAAGACACAGCCAAACCGAUGUCUUAUGAUGAGAAGCGACAACUCAGUCUCAACAUUAACAAACUUCCUGGCGAGAAGCUUGGGAAGGUUGUCAACAUCAUUCAGCAGAGAGAGUCAAGUCUCAAAGACUCAAAUCCUGAUGAAAUUGAGAUUGAUUUCGAAACGCUAAAACCGUCGACGUUACGAGAGCUAGAGAGCUACGUUGCAGUAUGUUUGAAAAAGAAGCGAACCGCAAGGAAGAAGGCAAAGGGAGACAGCAGAAUGUCUGAACAACAAAAGAAAAAGGAAGAGGUGGAGAAACGACUGCAGGAUGUCAGUAGUCAACUUGGGCAGCCUGCGGUUUCAUCUAAGAAAGCGCAAGAAAUGGCAGAGAAAAACCUUAUAGUUGACAUUGGGGGUCCGUCUCGUUUGAGUGACAGCAGCAGUAGCAGCAGUGGCUCAUCGUCUAGCAGUUCAGGCUCCAGCUCGGGUUCCAGUUCCAGCUCUGACAGCAGCAGUGACUCAGAGGAACAAGGGACCGGCUCUGCCCAGAAGGUUGCUGCACAGACACAAUCAGCACCUCAACCUAGUAAAUCAGAGUCAUCCACAGCCGGCGAAAAGAAGAGUCACACAAAAGUGGACGAAAACUCGUUGACAACUGCAGCUGCCCCUGUUACCUCUCAAUCUAAGCCUGUUGCAGUCAGUGCCAAAUUAGCCAGCACAUCAACCGUUUCAGCUACCGGAGUAGAUACCGGAGUAGAUGCUGUAGCCAACAGCAGUGCUCAAAACGGCCAACCUUUUAAGGGAGUCAGUGAGCCGAAAGAGACAGUUACAUUUGGAGUGGCUCAACUUCCAACGGCUGGAAGAAUAGCACCUUUAUCACAAGCAACCAAAGGGACAUCAAGUGACACGUCAGCGAAGAAGGAGGUAAAGGUUCAAAACAUCAGUUCGUGGUCUAACCUUGCGAAUGCGAAGACACCUACGCAGUCUGGAGUGCAAACAGCUGCUCCGUCUUCAUCUUCAGCGUCGAGCUUUGAGUUGUUCAAGAAACAAGCAAGAGAGAAAGAAGAAAGGGAGAGAGCAAUGAAAGCUCAAGAGGAAAUGUUGAGGCAGCAGAAAGCACAAGCCGAAAAGGAACGGAUGAAACUUGCAGAAGAAAAGCUACGUGAGAAAGAGGAAGACGAAAUGAUAGAGAGAGUAAGAAAACAGCAUAUGGUCGAGCAAGAAAAGCAACAAGCCGAGAUAGACAGACAGAAAAUGCGGGAACAAGAAAGACGGAAACGAGAAGCAAUGUCUGCGACCGUGGACAUGACAUUUCAGAGUGACAUCAUGCAGUCAUUCGAAGACGCCCUUUGAGAGACGCUCUUGACUAGGUUUUGUCUCAUUGAUUGUUAUCUUGCUACUGCGGUUGUUGUUGCAUGAAGUAGCUUGAAUUCAUCUCACCGUAUCUUUGCUGGUUGGUGGGCAGUGUAGGUAGUUGGAUCAGUUAGUAACUUCAACUUGUCAUAUGCAAUCGGAAAGACAGCUCUAAGGUAGAGUUCUUUUACAACUUACGCUGGGACAUGUGAAUGGUAUUUAUUGCUUUCGAGUGGUACAGUAUGUGUUGUGUUGGAGUAACAGAGUGUUCAUCAGCUGUUAUUAUUACGAUGCUCAAUCGGCAGUGUCGUACACUAGAGGCAUGAUGAUCAAGUGACUGACUA